Molecule: messenger RNA, 3432 nt
Organism: Aspergillus affinis
Lineage: Eukaryota; Fungi; Ascomycota; Eurotiomycetes; Eurotiales; Aspergillaceae
Product: putative AMP-binding enzyme
Exons: 11
Coding region: 1-3432 (1143 amino acids)
Biological process (GO): transsulfuration
Molecular function (GO): pyridoxal phosphate binding; transferase activity, transferring alkyl or aryl (other than methyl) groups
Source: RefSeq, a predicted model, not a curated record
AUGUCAAACUCGCCGCAGCCUCGAUUCGAAACGCUACAACUCCAUGCCGGUCAUGAACCUGACUCGGCCACCAAUUCCCGGGCAGUGCCCAUCUACGCGACUACGUCGUACCAGUUCAAUGAUUCGGCACAUGGGGCCAGGCUCUUCGGCCUUAAAGAGUUCGGCAACAUCUACAGUCGAAUCAUGAAUCCGACGGUGGAUGUCUUUGAAAAACGAAUUGCGGCCCUGGAAGGGGGAGUGGCGGCCGUGGCAGCCUCUUCGGGACAGGCCGCUCAGUUCAUGGCAAUCUCGGCGCUGGCGCAUGCUGGCGACAACAUCGUGUCGACCAGUAACUUAUACGGCGGCACGUAUAAUCAGUUCAAGGUCCUGUUCCCGCGGCUGGGAAUCACCACCAAAUUCAUACAGGGAGAAAACCCGAGUGACAUUGCCGCUGCCAUCGAUGACCACACGAAGGCCGUCUACGUCGAGACAAUCGGAAACCCUCGGUACAACGUACCUGACUUCGAGGCAAUUGCCAAGGUCGCUCAUGAAAAGGGCGUUCCGUUGGUGGUCGACAACACAUUUGGGGCUGGCGGUUACUUCUGUCGUCCCAUCGAGCACGGGGCCGACAUAGUCGUCCACAGCGCAACCAAAUGGAUCGGGGGCCACGGCACCACCAUCGGCGGCGUCGUGGUCGACAGCGGGAAGUUUGACUGGGGCAAACACGCCGCCCGCUUCCCCCAGUUCGUCGAGCCCUCCCAAGGCUAUCACGGCCUGAAAUUCUGGGAGACCUUCGGUCCGCUUGCGUUUGCGAUCCGGGUUCGCGUGGAAAUCCUCCGCGACGUGGGUUCCGCGCUCAACCCCUUCGCCGCGCAGCAGCUCUUGCUGGGGCUGGAGACCCUCAGUCUGCGUGCCGAGCGCCACGCAGACAACGCACGGGUUUUGGUUGACUGGCUUCGGAACAACGAGAACGUAAGUUGGGUCUCGUACCCCGGAUUAGCAAACCACCCCAGCCACGAAACCGCCCGGCGCUAUUUGCCGCGCGGGUUUGGCGGUGUUUUUUCCUUCGGCGUCAAGGGGGGCGCGGCGGCCGGUAGUCAGGUCGUCGACGGCUUCAAAUUGAUCUCCAAUCUUGCCAACGUGGGCGAUUCCAAAACGCUGGCCAUCCACCCUUGGUCAACCACGCACGAGCAGCUGACGGAGCAGGAACGCCUGGAUUCCGGGGUCACUGAGGACGGGAUACGGAUAUCGGUGGGCACCGAACAUAUCGACGAUAUUAUUGCGGAUUUCACCCAAUCCUUCCAGGCCGCAGGGAAUACAAAGCUUAAAGGUAUUAUGCUUUUCGCUCAACAAGCGCCGCAUCUCGCUCGGGCGGACGAGCUGAGACAGGAGCCUCCGAAAGGAACUCCUUACUCCGUCGGCCUGCCGGGAACCGAAAAGCCCGGUAGGAGCAAGAUCUACCGCGCCCACAGCGCCCAGAAGGGGCUUGUGAAGACGUUAGAUCCGCAGGUCCUCACCGCACACGACGCAUUCGAGUCAACCGCCAACCGAGUUCCCAAAAACCACUGUCUCGGAUGGCGCCCUUAUAACCAGGAUACCAAAACUUUCGGCUCAUACCAGUGGAUUGACUACCAGACGGUCCAACAGCGGCGGGCGGCCUUUGGUGCCGGCCUGGUGGAAUUGCAUCUGAAGCACGACUGCCACCGUCCCGGUCAGUAUGGUGUUGGUCUGUGGUGUCAAAACCGCCCGGAAUGGCAAAUUACCGACCUUGCGUGCAUGUCCCAGAGCCUCUUUUCCGUAUCCAUUUACGACGUUCUGGCCGCGGAUGCCACCGAGUACAUCAUCAAUCACGCGGAGCUUCACUGCGUCGUGACCUCGCUGCCACAUAUCCCCACGUUGCUCAAGUUGAAGCCUCUGCUGCCAAAUCUGAAGAUCAUCGUCAGUCUCGAUCCCUUGGACGCUGGUGAACAGGCCGGCCAUUCGAAGCGGGCCCUCCUCGAGUCCGUCGCUGCCGGACAAGACGUCGCCAUCUACACGAUGGAUCAGGUUGAGGAGCUGGGCGCUUCCGCCAAUCGUCCUUGCAAGGCCCCCUCGCCUUCGGACAUUGUCACCAUCAACUACACUUCUGGGACGACCGGACCUCCCAAGGGAGUGGUUCUGACACACGAGAAUGCCGUGGCCGCCACCACGGGUGCUCUGGUCACGGUCGAACAAGCCAAAGGCGAUACGAUGGCAUCGUAUCUUCCACUUGCCCAUAUCUACGCACGUUUGUCGGAACAUGCGGCCUUCUGGGCCGGUGCUCGGAUUGGGUACUUCCAUGGCAAUAUUGUGGAGCUGGUUGACGAUCUGAAGAUACUGAAACCUACGGGGUUCAUGUCUGUGCCUCGUCUAUACAGUCGCUUUGGAAACGCAAUCCGUGCUUCGACCACCGAGCAGCCCGGUUUCAAGGGCGCGCUCUCGCGACACAUCGUCUCGACCAAGAUGGCAAACCUGAAAACCUCCGAUUCUUCCAAGGCUUCCGUAAACCACGCUUUGUACGAUCGCAUCUGGGCUAAGAAGGUCGCUAGCGCUCUGGGUUUGGAACGCACGCGAAUCAUGGUUUCCGGCUCCGCGCCGCUGGACCCUUCCCUGCACGACUUCUUGCGGGUCGCUCUCGGGGUGGAUUUCGCGCAGGGUUACGGUCUUACCGAAACCUACGCCAUGGCUUGCGCUCAGGCCCCCAAUGACCUCACUGCCGGGAACUGCGGCCGGCUCGCUCCCUGCACGGAAGCUUGUCUGGCCUCUCUGCCCGACAUGGAUUACUCGGUCGAUGACAAGCCGUACCCUCGCGGCGAACUGCUCCUCCGGGGCCCCAAUGUUUUCCGCGAGUAUUUCAAGAACCCGGAGGAGACCUCCAAGGCGAUGACGGAAGACGGAUGGUUCCAGACCGGCGACGUUUGUACCAUCGACGAAAAGGGCCGCAUCGUUAUCAUCGAUCGUCGGAAGAACGUUCUGAAGCUGGCCCAGGGCGAGUACAUUUCACCGGAGCGACUGGAGGGUGUCUACCUGUCCGAAUUGGGGUACUUUGCCCAAGGUUAUAUCCAUGGCGAGAGCGUUCAAACGUUCUUGGUGGGCAUCUUCGGAGUUCAGCCCGACAUGUUCGCGCCAUUCGCUAGCAAAGUGCUCGGCCGGACCAUCAGCGAGGCCGAUAUCAAAUCUGUUCUGAACAACGAGAAGAUCCGGGCGGCCGUGCUCAAGGAUUUCGAGCGGGUUGCUAAGAAGCACAAGCUGGCAGGAUAUGAACGGGUCAAGAACUGCGCGUUGAUGAUCGACCCGUUCACCGUGGAGAACAACCUGCUAACGCCAACUUUGAAGCUGAAGCGCCCUCCAGCUGCAAAGCAAUACCGUGCACUCCUAGAUGACCUCUACACCCAGGCGACGGCGGAGCAGUCUAGUCCUCGGGCCAAACUGUAG